Messenger RNA from Symbiodinium sp. CCMP2592, 1932 nucleotides. The record is from the annotation of a GenBank genome assembly. NCBI's taxonomy places the organism in Eukaryota, Dinophyceae, Suessiales, Symbiodiniaceae.
AUGGCAUCGCCCAUGGAACUGGUAAAACAGUUGGGAAGUGGCGAUGUGGAUACCAUCGUGGCCGCAUGCCAGGAGCUCUCGGCAAUGAAAGCGGAGCCAGCGUCUCUCGCUAAGCUCCUCUCUCACAAGGAGCCAAGGGUUAAAGCAGCAGCAGCGCGCGCGCUUUGCGGCAUGGAUGGCGCCGAAGCCAGUGCACCAGUUUUGACCCAGAUGGUAACCGAUGCCGAUACGUACGUGCGCAUCGCCGCCUCCGAGUGCUUGAACUCCGUGGGAGUCAAAGCUGCCUCUCAGGUCGCUACCCUGGGCAAGAGCUUGACGAAUAGCAACCCGGGAGUCGUGGCUGCCGCAGCACACGCCCUCACGACGAUGGGUCCAUCCGCUGCAGACUAUGUGCAGCCGCUUGAGGCAGCGCUGUCUCUCGAGGCCGAGGAUAUCUCCACGCACAUGCUCACCGCGGCUGGUGUCAUGCCCAAGACGCCGGCAGUUCUGCGAAAGCCUGCUUGCGCAGCCGCAGCCGCCCUUGGCGUCCUGGGGAGUUCGUCUUCGGUCGCGAAGCUGAUGGAGCUCCUAAGCUCUAAGGACUGGGAGAUCAGAGCUGCCGCAGUGAUGGCCCUCAGCCAGAUGCAGGUGGGCUCUGACAGCUCCCGCUUCGAGUCGCAGCUGACGGAUCUCCUCAAAGACCCCGCGCCGGAAGUCUCUGCGGCCGCUUGCAAAGUCUUGGGUCAGAUGGCCCAAAACGGCAACCCGAGCUCUUCUACGGCCGCCGCAGUUGCCGAACUCCUCUCAGAUCCGAGCCCACAGGUCAAGGCAAGCGCAGCGGAAAGCUUGUCAUGCAUGGGAGACGAGGCAGAAGCAUUCUUGGAGCCGAUUUGCAAGCUCUUCAACGACAAGUCUUGGAAGGUGCGAGUGGCAGCCGUCCGGGCAGUGGCCGGUUGUGGUGAGCUUGGGCAGAUGUAUGCCUCGGAGGUCUGCAGAUUGACGACAAACAACGACGCCAGGACCAAGCUGGCAGCAGUGAAGGCACUGGAGCAGAUGGGAGAGCGAGGUGCCUGCUUUGAUGAGGAGGUCGAGAUGCUAAUGAGCGAUAACGACCCCGAAGUGGCGAUUGCUGCCAAGAAGGCCAUCCAGACCUUCUUUGACCUCAAGGCGGCAGCGAUUGAAAACCAGACGAAGAUGGCCAUCGCGGAGACGCCUGCGACUGCGAACCACGCUUCCCCUUCCCCGCCCUCGGAGCCUUCGGCGCCCUCUUCGGGAUCCUCAACGGCAGCCCUCCUCUUUCCAGGGCAGGGGUCGCAGUAUGUGAAGAUGAUGUCGGAUGUGAAGGACAUGCCGGCCGUCAAGGACAUGCUUUCAACGGCCCAGAAGAUCCUCGGCUACGAUCUUCUGAAGCUAUGCCUGGAGGGUCCAGAGGACCAGCUGGAGCAAACGAAGUUCUGCCAACCAGCUAUGUAUGUUGGGGGCCUCGCCGGCCUCGAGUUGCUUCGGAAAGAGAAUCCGGAAGCUGCUGAGAAGCCACGCGCAGUCGCCGGCUUGUCCCUUGGAGAGUACACGGCGCUCACUGUAGCCGGGGUCUUCGACUUGGAGACAGGCCUUCGGCUGGUGAAGCUGAGGGGAGAGGCAAUGCAGGAGGCCGCGGAGGCCUACCCACAGGAGAUGGUCACUUUUGCCGGACUCAAGAAGGAGGUAGUGGAGGGCCUGUGUGCCGAGUGCAGAUCAGGCGAUGAGGUGUGCCAGAUUGCCAACAUCCUCUUUCCCACCGGUUUCUGCUGUGCCGGAAGCAAGGCUGCCAUGGAGAAGCUGUUGGAGAAAGCCAGCAAGACAGAUGGUUGUCUGCAGGCAAGGUUGCUGUAUACCCCUUGGGCAUUUCACACCAAGUUGCAUGAUGCCCGCUCGCCACACGCUCUUAGCAGCUUUGAAAGAGGUCGAGCCUAA